Prorocentrum cordatum is the source of this 645-nucleotide messenger RNA. Lineage: Eukaryota; Dinophyceae; Prorocentrales; Prorocentraceae. The record is from the annotation of a GenBank genome assembly.
CAGGGGCGUUGCACUCCCCCGCUGCGUCGGGCUCGAGCCACCAUGCCGUCUGACCCCGCGGAGAGCGCGCCAGAGUGCGAGGGCCACGGCCGCGCGGAGGGCGCUCUGGAGUGCGCGGCUCGCGCGGCCUGCGGGGGGGCGGGCAGCGACGAGCUUCCCCAGGGCGCGGGCGAAGGAGGAGGCAGCGACCCCGACGACGAGCCAGGCCCAUCUCGAGGCGCCGACCUGGACCCCGCGGAGGUGGCGGCGAGCCUCGGCAGCGUGUCGGCCAGCCUGCAGGAGCAGAUCUCGGCCAUCUCGGAGGAGAUGGACCGGAUGCGCUCGGAGCUGUACGGCGAGGCCGGCCUCGGCGGCAUCGCGGCGGAGCUCGAGAGGCUGAAGGCCGCGGGCAUGGGCGACCUGAUGGGCGGAGUCGGCGACGGGGGUGCCGAUGCGAGGCACGGCGCCAGCUCACAGGCGCGGGGCGGCUCUGCGCUGCGGCAGAGGCGGCGCGUUGGGGACGGUGAAGGCAGCGAGUACGAGGACCUGCGGCGCCGCGUGGCUGAGCGGACGGCCUCUGCAGGUCAGCGCAGGACGGAGCCUGGCGCCGUUCAGAUCACUCGUGGCUUCUCGCUGGUGUUGGGCACGGCGGCGGACUGCUGCUGA